CAUUCAGAUGUAUCUUUCCACACUAACUAUACAUGGUUCCGUGUCUGUCUUUCUAAACUCCAUUUUACCCAUCGCCACUCUUCCAUUCCUCCAUUUAAGCACUUCACGAGGAUCUCUUAAUCCUCACACAGAAGAAAGAUUGAGAGUGAGAUACAGUCUGUGCAAUGGAAGUGCAAAGUGAGAAGAGAAGACCUCAUGUGGCCAUUUUCCCAUGCGUAGGAGUCGGCCAUUUCGUCCCUACAGCGCAAUUCGCAAAACGGCUUUGUGCUAACCACGGCUUUUCUGCAACCGUAAUAACGAGCAAGUGGAUGCAGCCAGCCAAGCAAGUUACAUACGCCCAUCACUUGGCAUCUUCCGGCAUUGACAUCCGCUUUACAGAGCUUCCUGAUGUCGACUUCCAUGACGAGGAGGACCAGCAAAUGAAGCUCGAAACUCGCAUGUCAAAGUACAUGGAGAAAGCAGCACCGCACGUUGGGGAAAUUCUGCACUCUUUGCUCAACUCCUCUUCGCCCAUCUCUGCUUUUAUUACAGAUUUCUUCUGCACCGCCACUUUUGAUGUUGCAGCCAAGCUGGGCAUACCCACUUACGUAUUCUUCACGUCGGGUGCGCGUUUGCUUUCUCUUUUCUUACGCUUUCCCAGAUUUGCUUUAGAGCACGCCGUGUCGUUCAAAGACGAGGAAGAGUAUCCGAUCGACGUACCAGGGGUUCCGCUAUUUUCAGCGAGGGAUCUGCCUACGCCAGCGAUGGACAGAUCCAAUGAGGGGUUUCACUGGUUUGUCCACCAUUGCUCUCGCCUUCCAGAAGCUGCUGGGAUUCUGAUAAAUACUUUUGAGGACCUGGAAAAGGAAGCUUUAGAAGCCCUCGAAGGAGGUAAGGUUCUCAGCUCUUCUGCAAUGCCAUCAAUAUAUUCAAUUGGUCCUGUCAUAUCGGAGCGUCACGAGACACACGAGUGCCUCGAGUGGUUAGAUCAACAACCUCCCUCCAGCGUUGUGUAUGUUUCCUUUGGGAGUGGGGGUUUUCUGUCGAGGGAGCAGAAUGCAGAAGUAGCGCAUGGACUGGAAAGAAGCGGUCAUCGGUUUCUGUGGGUGGUGCGCGGAGAGAAUAAGUUCAUAACCUUCAAUCCCAACCAGGUUACGGACGUUUCAGAGCUUUUACCCGAGGGUUUCGUGAGUCGAACCAAAGACAGAGGAGUUGUGGUUCCCAAUUGGGCUCCUCAAAUUGCGAUUCUCUCUCACCCGUCCAUUGGAGGCUUCCUUUCUCACUCCGGUUGGAACUCCACACUAGAAGGCAUUUCGUAUGGGGUUCCCAUGAUCUGCUGGCCUCUGUUUGCUGAACAGAGGUUUAACAUGUUUAUGCUGGUUAACCACGACAAGGUAGGCAUAGAUGUGAAGAUGGAGAGAGAUGGGUUUGUACCGAGAGCGGAAGUGGAGAGAGUAGUGAGGGCACUGAUGGAAGGAGAGGAGGGAAUUAAAGCAAGGGAGAAUAUGCGUGUAUUGAAGGAAAAGGCAAAGCUUGCGUUGAUGGAAGGAGGGAGUUCGUACAAGUCCAUGGCCAUGGCCGCUGCUCGUUUAGUGCAGGAGUAGUAAGAGUUUAAAUGACAUUCGACUGUCUCGAGUGUAUGGUUAGUAAGCUGUAUUGUUAUCUGUAUGAUGUAUAUGUUUAUGGUGUCUAUUUUACGAUAUCCGUAGAAAGUUUAUUUA
Molecule: messenger RNA, 1700 nt
Organism: Cryptomeria japonica (Japanese cedar)
Lineage: Eukaryota; Viridiplantae; Streptophyta; Pinopsida; Cupressales; Cupressaceae
Product: UDP-glycosyltransferase 72B1
Exons: 1
Coding region: 165-1583 (472 amino acids)
Molecular function (GO): UDP-glycosyltransferase activity
Source: RefSeq, a predicted model, not a curated record